UCGCCCCUCCUGCUCGCCCAGCCUUCCCCAGACUGGUGCGACCGCUCCGGGGUGUCGCAGGUGUCUGUGGAGCUCCGCUGGGUGUCCCCCAGGGGUGCUCUCAUCACCCAGCUCGGCUGGAUGAGGUUUUAAUGCCGCCGUGCACCUGCCACUUCCUCGCCCAAAUCUUGGGGUUCCCUGGCGGCUGCCGGGAGCCUGGAAGCUGCUGCUGGGCAGAGGUCGCUGGAAGCAGCACCAGCCCCAUGGGAGGGGACGGUGACCCGGCCCCGGCCCCUCCCUCCUGGGUGGCUUUGGCAAUUGCAGCCGUGAGUCAGGGCGAGGGUGUUAUCUUGAGGCUCCAGGGUGGCACCUGAGUGGCGUCGGUGACCUGAGCAUGGGGACAUCGUGACGCCGGCGGGAGGGCUGGGGGUGUCUGCUCAGGGUGACUGAACGUGUCCCCGUCCUGCCACCUGCCCGGGCUUGCCUGGACAUGCUGGGACUUGCCUGGCAGUGAGGUCACCCUGGUGUGUGUGCGCUCACACUGCCCGGAGAUAGGAAGUUUGGUUUCUAUUUUUACUCGGGGAUGCUGAGUCUGAGCGCAGGGUGCCCCCAGCCCCCCUGGCACUGCCCAGCUGCCCACUGGCACACCGUGCUGGUGCCGUGCCUGCUGGUAGGAUCAUCGAAUCGAUUGGGUUCGAAAAGACCUCCAAGACCCUCGAGUCAAACCACUGACCAAUCCUCACCUUGUCAGCUACACCCGAGCUCUGAGUGAAACAUCCAGUCAUUUACUGCACGUGGGGAAGACAAUGUGGCACAGGCAAUCCAGAGGGGCUGCAGGUGCUGAAUUUGGGGAGAAAUCUUCCCUGCAGGAGGCUGAGAACUCACUUCUUGGGGGAAGUUUGGGGAUGGGGAGGAUUGUUUGUGGCCUGGCUUUGGGAGUCUCAGGUUACGUGGGAAAUGGGACCUAUGAAUCUUCCUUUUUAAAGCUGAUUUAAUGAGUGUGGCUGUCCCUUAGCUCUGAAAACUCAAAUCCCAGAGCAGUGCUGACCCUUAUCAGCUGGACUCUAUGAUCUUGGAGGUGUUUUCCAACCUUAACAAUUCUGAUUCUAUGUUGAGGUUCCUCAUAAGUGUGGGUGUAGUGGGGGGUCGAUUAUCCCCACUUGUGGAUAAGGACUGCUGGGAUGGAAAGGCUUUGUCACUUACUGGGAAGGUCAAGGCUUUUGGCACCGAUUUGAAAAAAAAAACAAACAAGGUUUUUUUUCUGAUUACCCAAGAGCUCCUUCCAGAUAAGGAGGGUGGUUUACAAAGUGGUCAAGCUUGUGGCAUAUUCCUGCAGUUGCUUGAAGGUUUCCUUACCACUGGGUCUGGGUUCGUGAGAUGAAGAAACUGGCCAGAAAAACAUCCUGUUGCUUCACUUGUCUGUGUGCCAACUUGCCCUUGCCUGCAUGGAAGUGGGAAUGGGCAGUGUCUGGGCACCAGGGGAGCUUCAUCCUGGUGUGGCUCUGAGGUCUGGCACCCCAAGGGCUGUUGUGGGCAGUGCUGAGGUGCUGGAUGCUCUGACCUGGCAGGGCUUUGCCUGCAGGAGGAGGAUUAGGGAGUGUUGACAUCUGCACCUUCCCCACCCUGCUGUGUCGCACUGGGCUGGCUCUGACCUCAGCCGUGCUGAAACCUCCAGAGUCAGAGUCCAGAUGUGUGAGUCCCCUCUGGCCAGCCCAGCUUGUCCCACCUUGGCUUUGCUGUGUGUGCUCCUGUCACCCCAGCCCCUGUCACUCACUCUGCUUUCCUCCCAGCCACCACGAUGCCGCUGUCCCAGAGCAGGGCUGGGCAGACCCCCUGCAGCAGCAAGGUGUGCAGGAACCUCUUCGGCCCUGUGGACCACGAGCAGCUCCAGCACGACUUUGAGGACAAGAUAAGGCAACAGCUGGAAGAAGCUCAGCAGCGCUGGAACUUCAACUUUGAGACAGAGACUCCCUUGGAAGGGCCGUUCAAGUGGGAGAGGGUCCUGGAGGCUGAGCGGCCGCCCCAGGAGGUUCACAGCCUGGUCAGGGCUGUCGUCAGCAGUGACAGCAGGAGCUCCUUGGUCCACAGGGUCCCCCCCGGGAGGAUCUGCCCUGAGGAGUCUGAGCAGAGCUCCAAGGUGUACAAGGCUGGUUCCCUGCAAAGCUUGAAACGUGGGCAGACCACCAUCAAAGACUUCUACAGUGCCAAGCGAAGGAUCGUCCCUGCCCGGCCCCGGCCGUGACUCGCUGGGGCAGCUGUGGCUCCCCCAGGCUCUGCCUACCUGUACAAAGCAAUGUAGAGUCUUUAGUUCCCUAUUUAUGGUAGCUCUGGGGUCGUGAGGGACCUUCACUGUGUGCAAUGUAGAGGAGGAGCCCCACAGUGGGGCUGGAGGAGAACUGAGAUGGGCCUGGUGGGAUUUAGGCACUGCCCUCCCUGCAGAGAAGUGUCCUCUGUCCAGUGCUUGUGGCUCCAAACACCGUCCUCGUGCCACCCUGUUCUCCAGCCGUGGUCUGUCCCCUGCCCAGGGGCUGGCCCUGGGGGAUAUUUGUGUCCCAACCACCUGGUGGCACCAGGUAUCUUGAAGGAAAGUCACUGGUGUGGAUGGUAGAGCCCUGGGACGGCCCAGCUGCUGGCACAAGGGGGUGUCCCCGUCCCAGCAGGAUGGACCCGGCACGUGGCUGUGUGUGGGAGCAGAGCCGUGGGGAGGCUGCUCCUUCCCUGGCAGCCUGGGGGGCCCCCUGCACUCUGGCUCUGCUGGGCUCCUCUAGGAAGAAGUCCUGCUCACCAGCAGGGAUGAUGCUAAAAUAGGGAAUUGUAGCUUAUUUUCCUGGACUUUUUCUCCUUUGGGGCUGGCAGGGAGAGGACUUGGCUCUGCUCUGGGAACAAGGAGUGGCCUGGAGCAGAGGCUGCUCAGUUCCAGCACUGAAGGAUGGGUCCUGAGGGACUCAGCACUGUCAGGUGUCGGCACUUUCAUGGGGUUCAUCUCCUGCUCUGCUGGAUUUGGACUCGGGAAACUGGUGCAAGAUGGUCCCAGGAAGAAAAGGGUUGAUCUCCCACCUUGCACCACGAUGCACUUUGCUGUCAAGUUCCCAGCACUAAAUGUUUAUUUAUAUUUAAAAUAAUGCUAUUAAGUGUAUGUGGGGAAAGGGAA
Ficedula albicollis (Collared flycatcher) is the source of this 3130-nucleotide messenger RNA. RefSeq names its product cyclin-dependent kinase inhibitor 1A (gene CDKN1A). Lineage: Eukaryota; Metazoa; Chordata; Aves; Passeriformes; Muscicapidae. Bases 1778 to 2221 code for a protein of 147 amino acids. The record is from RefSeq and is a predicted model, not a curated record. Gene Ontology annotation, biological process: signal transduction by p53 class mediator; regulation of mitotic cell cycle. The transcript has 2 exons. Gene Ontology annotation, molecular function: cyclin-dependent protein serine/threonine kinase inhibitor activity. Gene Ontology annotation, cellular component: nucleus.